GGUGUUUCUGUGGAUCUGCUCUGAAAUUGACUCCAUUCCUACUGUUCAGAAGACCCAAGCCCACAACAGCAGUAGACUAACCUCAUCUGUCAUGCCUGGACAGACCUCUGCAGUAGCUAUACUCUUCCUGUCCCUGGUUGGAAUUUUAUAUGGCUAUCAAGUAAGAGAAAAAGAAUUUCCAAAAGUCAGAGGCUACCUUCAAUAUACUGCAACCGCAACAGAACAGACCAUAACCAAGCCUCCAUUACAACUGAUUAACCAAACAUUUCAUGUAACUUUAGCAGAAAGGUCCAAAGAUGAUUACAUUCAAAUGGCUGUUGAAACUUCCACCUUUGAAAACACAGCCCACCUAACAAUGAAAACAGCAAUCCCAGUAACAACAAAGAGCCUUCUACCCAUCAGCUCAGCUACCUACAACUUUGUCAGAUCUAACAACUCACAUAUAGCUUCUUCAUCUACUGAAGAUACCAUUGGCUCUGGCUCAAUUGCACAUUUACCAAUUCCUACAAUCAGAGCUAGUCUAGCCACUGUCAACCAUAUAACUGGGAGAACUACCCAACUUGGUGAUCAGACUACCCUUCUUAAAACAUUUUUCACAGCAUCACAUAAAAGCACAACCAGCCAGAGGCCAACUCUAUCCACUAAUGUCUCAGGAACAUCACCACCUACACACAAGUACAGAUCAACAACCUCACCUGUACCUCUAGUUCCUAGGCCCACUCUUUUAACUUGGGCAUCACCAGCCAAGAUUGGAACUUAUGAAGUUCUAAAUGGAAGCAGGCUCUGUAUAAAGGCAGAGAUGGGAAUAACACUGAUUGUUCAAGAAAAAGAUUUGGAUUCUGCAACCCAGAGAAACUUCAACAUUGACCCUAGCUUAACACAUGCAUUUGGGAAAUGUGGGUUCCAAAAAUCCAACCUCUUCUUGAAUUUCCAGGGUGGAUCUGUGAAUGUCACAUUUACCAAGGAUGAAAACUUAUAUUAUAUUAGUGAAGUUGGAGCCUAUUUGACCAUCUCAAAUACAGAGAAGACUUACCAAGGAAAGAAGAAUACUAUAAUGAUGUUUGAGACAGUAGUUGGGCAUUCCUUCAAGUGUGUCAGUGAGCAGAGCAUCCAGCUGUCAGCUCAGCUUCAAAUGAAAACAAUGAAUAUCCAUCUUCAGGCCUUUGAUUUUGCAGGAGACUCCUUUGGAAAUGUGGACGAGUGUUUGUCUGACUACAGAGUUGCAUUUCCUGUGGUUGCGAUCAUCAUGGUCGUCCUCUGUGUUGUGGGUCUGGGUGUCUACAAAAUCCGCCAAAGGUAUCAGUCAUCUGGAUACCAGAGAAUCUAAUUUGUGACCAAAGGAAAUGACAAUAAUAGUGUUUAGAAAAAAAAUUUCAUUAUUUCCAGAAUGUUAGAGAUAUCUUCUAUUAAAACCAAUGAGUUAUUAGUGAUUCAAAUUGAAGCAGCGUAUCAUUCUGAAUAUUUUUGCUCAUUUCAUCAAAGACUAAGAAAAUAUUGAGUAUUUUCUAGCUUUUUAUGGAAAAAUUUAACUACUCAAAUAAAUAUUUGAAUACACAGAAUUAGUAUAAUAUUUAAAGGUGGUAGAUAUUUAAAAACUAUACAUCAAAAUAAUUGAUUUUAAUUAGUCUUACCUGUGUUUGUCUAGAGAAAUGUAUUCUAACAUUAAAAUUUUUAUUUUAAGAAUAUUUUGCUGGAUUUUCUUACCAUCUGUGUUUAUUUGAUGUAUGUAUAUCUGACAUAAUACUCACCUUGUUUUUCAUUUAAAUAUCUUUAGUUAUUAAAAUAGCAUAUCUCAUAUUGUUUAGAUUUUACAUGAAAUAACAUGUUUUUUCUUUAUGAAUCUUGCUUCAUAAUUAAUAAAGAUUAACAAAUAGCUGCCUAUAGACAACAAAA
This is a messenger RNA of Grammomys surdaster, 1893 nucleotides long. RefSeq names its product lysosomal associated membrane protein 3 (gene Lamp3). The record is from RefSeq and is a predicted model, not a curated record. The transcript has 6 exons. The coding region runs from base 92 to 1327 and encodes 411 amino acids. Gene Ontology annotation, cellular component: membrane. Lineage: Eukaryota; Metazoa; Chordata; Mammalia; Rodentia; Muridae.